Messenger RNA from Brassica oleracea var. oleracea, 2558 nucleotides. Its product is annotated as phospholipase D gamma 1-like. Gene Ontology annotation, biological process: phosphatidylcholine metabolic process; phospholipid catabolic process. Gene Ontology annotation, molecular function: calcium ion binding; D-type glycerophospholipase activity. The record is from RefSeq and is a predicted model, not a curated record. Lineage: Eukaryota; Viridiplantae; Streptophyta; Magnoliopsida; Brassicales; Brassicaceae. Gene Ontology annotation, cellular component: plasma membrane.
UUAUUCUGGAUCUGUAUCUCAAAGGUCCUCAUAGAUUUAUUCUGGAUCUGUAUCUCAAAGGUCUCAGUGAACUUUUUCUUUGUUUUGUGGGUUUGACUCGAGAUUUGAUCCUUUUCUUAUUUAUUUUUUCCUCCGAAUUUUUGGUGCAUCAUUCAGUUUAUACCGAGACCAAUGUCAAUGGAAGGGUCAAGUAACGCUUCUUUGAGGGUAGUGUUGUUACAUGGUAACUUAGACAUUUGGGUGAAGGAAGCUAAAAAUCUUCCUAACAUGGAUCGUUUCCGGAGGUACAAGAAGAACAGUACAAGUGAUCCUUACGUGACUGUCUCUAUCGCAGAUGCAAAGAUUGGCACAACUUUUGUGAUCGACAACGAUGAGAAUCCUGUGUGGAUGCAGCAUUUCUAUGUACCGGUGGCUCACCAUGCUACGGUGGUUAAGUUUGUGUUGAAAGACAGUGACCGUUUUGGAUCAAGGUCCAUAGGAGAUGUUAGAAUCCCAACCGAGGAGUUGUGUUCAGGGAAUAGGAUCGAAGGGUUGUUUCCGAUACUGAACACUAGUGGGAAGCCAUGUAAAAAGGGUGCUGUGUUGAGUUUGGCUAUUCAAUACACUCCAGUGGAAAUGAUGAAAAUUUACCAAAUGGGUGUUGGUAAUGAGUGCGAAGGAGUUCCCGGUACGUACUUCCCUUUGAGGAAAGGCGGUAGAGUUACUUUGUAUCAAGAUGCUCAUGUUGAAGACGGGACACUUCCGAGAGUGGAUCUCGAUGGUGGAAUGCAGUAUAUACAUGGAAAGUGCUGGGAGGAUAUGGCUGAUGCGAUUAGACAGGCAAAGAACUUGAUUUAUAUCACAGGAUGGUCAGUUUACCAUCCGGUUAGGCUGGUUCGUCGCAAUAAUGAUCCGACUGAUGGUGUAUUAGGGGAUUUGCUUAAAGAAAGAUCUCAAGAAGGUGUUAGAGUGUUGCUAUUGGUGUGGGAUGAUCGAACUUCAAGUAACUUUAUGGGUCACAGAACAUGCGGAUUGAUGAAGACAAGCGAUGAGGAGAUUCGCCAUUUUUUCAAGAAUUCGUCCGUGCAAGUUAUUAUUUGUCCUAGAUCUGGUGGGAAAGGUCACCACAGCUUCGUUAAAAAAACUGAAGUUGGAACUAUCUACACACAUCAUCAAAAAACUUUGAUUGUAGAUGCUGAGGCAGCUCAGGGCCGAAGAAAGAUCAUAGCGUUUGUUGGAGGGCUAGACAUGUGCAAAGGACGUUUUGAUACUCCUAACCAUCCUCUCUUUAGGACAUUGAAGACGCUCCAUAAAGAUGACUUCCAUAACCCAAACUUUGCGACUUCUGUGGAUGAUGGACCAAGACAACCGUGGCAUGAUCUGCACAGCAAGAUUGAUGGUCCCGCAGCGUAUGACGUGCUUGCUAAUUUUGGACAACGUUGGCUAAAGGCUUCAGAGAAAAGGCACAGGAUUUCGAUACACAGAUCGUCUUCUGAGGAUGCUUUGCUUGAGAUUGACAGAAUUCCAAAUAUCAUGGGACUAUCAGAAGCCUCUUCUGUUAGUGAUAAUGAUCCAGAGUCUUGGCAUGUCCAGGUUUUUCGUUCCCUUGAUUCAACCUCCGUCAAAGAGUUUCCAAAGAACUCAAAGGAAGAUAGUGGAGAAAAUCUUCAAUGUGGGAAGAAUAUACUCGUAGACAUGAGCAUACACACGGCUUAUGUUAAGGCCAUAAGAUCUGCUCAGCAUUUCAUCUACAUCGAGAACCAAUAUUUUUUGGGAUCAUCAUUCAACUGGCAUUCACAUAACGACGUUGGUGCUAAUAAUCUAAUCCCUAUGGAAAUCGCACUUAAGAUUGCUAGUAAGAUUAGAGCUAGGGAGAAGUUUGCUGCUUAUAUUGUCAUUCCAAUGUGGCCAGAAGGUGAUCCAACAAAUAUGUUUAUGCAGAGCAUUCUAUACUGGCAGUAUAAAACCAUGCAAAUGAUGUAUCAAACUAUAUACAAGGCACUUGUGGAAGCUGAACUUGAUGGUCAGUAUGAGCCACAAGACUAUUUGAACUUCUUCUGUCUUGGAACCCGAGAGGCUUCUGAUGAAACAGUUAGCAAAUAUAGUUCUCGGAAUCAACCUAAGAAAAUUGCAAAGCCAAAUGCCGCACAGGUGCAAGCUUUGAAGAGUCGAAGAUUCAUGAUAUAUGUGCAUUCCAAAGGUAUGGUAGUGGACGAUGAGUUUGUCUUAAUUGGUUCUGCGAAUAUCAACAAAAGAUCAUUGGAAGGAACUAGAGAUACUGAAAUCGCCAUGGGAGGGUAUCAACUACACCAUUCAUGGGCUAAGAAAUGAGCUUAACUGGAGACAGUAUGCAGCAGAGGAAGUCACAGAGAUGACAAGUCAUCUUCUUAAGUAUCCAGUUCAUGUCGAUUGGACAGGCAAAGUGACUUCUCUUCCUGGAUGCGAGACAUUCCCAGAUCUAGGUGGCAGGAUUAUAGACUCAGGUUUUGUGAUCAAAGAAAACCUCACCAUCUGAAACUUACCUUAUCAAUGCCAAUGUGAAACAUUUCUUGCUAUUUCGUGGCGAUAAUAAGUGAUGU